Molecule: messenger RNA, 1353 nt
Organism: Penicillium salamii
Lineage: Eukaryota; Fungi; Ascomycota; Eurotiomycetes; Eurotiales; Aspergillaceae
Source: the annotation of a GenBank genome assembly
AUGAUCGCCAGGACCGGCCACUUAUCAAGGCUGGCAAUGCCGCCUGCUGGCUCCGACAAUUUUCAACGGUGGUCUUGGCGAUAUCUGUGGCAUCAACGAAUAACCCGACGCUGGAUCAAGAUGCUUUCACUACUCACCCUAGUAGGGUUUUUCUCUGCCGGCCUCGGUCUGAGCAUCUCGCAGAGAGACCAAAACUUCGCUACUGGUCGCAAGCUGCAAGAUAUUGGAAACGACCAAGAAACCAGUCAUUUCCCACCCACCCGUCAGACACAUCAAAAUACCCACGAUCCGACUAUUCUCCGUGUGGGUGACGAGUAUUAUCUUUACAAUGUCGGCGAGCACAUGCUCAUUCAUACUGCCCCCAGUAUGGCUGGCCCAUGGAAGUUUGUCGGCAAUGUUCUGGACGCCAACAGCGUGAUACCCAAGGGCGAUCGUUUAGCACCCUGGGCGCCGACAGUUAUAGCCGUGGAUGGCACCUAUUAUUGCUAUUACAGUGUCAGCAAAGCUGGAUGUCGCGACAGUGCUGUCGGUGUGGCCACAUCCGACUCCCCAGGUCCUGGGAACUGGUUCGACCACGGCGCCAUCAUUGAGACGGGUACUGGCGAAGGAUCGGAUAUCCAUCCUUACACCGUCUCGAAUGCUAUCGACCCUAGCACAUUAGUAACGGCGGAUGGCGAAGCUUAUUUGACGUGGGGAAGUUACUGGAAUGGUAUCUUCCAAAUCCCCCUUGGAGAGGAUCUGAUCUCCCCUGCCAGCACUACGGAGCCCGAUGCCCGCCAACUGGCGUGGGAGCCGAAAUCUCUCGGAAUGCCGAACCGCAUGGCCAACACCAUUUGCGGUGACCCGACCGGCCCCCAUGCUAUUGAGGGUGCUUUCAUCUCGUACAACGACGGAUGGUAUUAUCUCUGGUACAGCCACGGUUUCUGCUGCGGUCUGAAGCCGGAUAACUUGCCGCCCGCUGGACAAGAGUAUUCUAUCCGUGUCGGGCGCUCACACAGCCCUCGUGGUCCGUUCACCGACAAGUCUGGUACAGACCUAGUCAAGGGCGGUGGUGAAAUUGUCUACGGCUCGAAUGGAGAUACCUAUGCCCCAGGUGGGCAAGGUGUUCUUCGGGAUGGUGACACUGACGUUCUCUACUACCACUAUUGUGAGUCGAUGCCAACUACAAUUCUUGACCAUACCCAUGUUGACCCCAUCGCAGUGAACAAGACAAUUGGAAUUGACUUCCCGGUAAGCUUUCACUUGUUUGACAGGCUUGUGUGCCGCGAUUUUCGCAGUUUCCUCACCCCUGAUGCUCUCCUUGGAUUUAACCCCCUGAAAUAUGUCGACGGAUGGCCUGUCGCCCAAGCCUAA